Molecule: messenger RNA, 3008 nt
Organism: Acomys russatus (golden spiny mouse)
Lineage: Eukaryota; Metazoa; Chordata; Mammalia; Rodentia; Muridae
Gene: Lrrc49
Product: leucine rich repeat containing 49
Exons: 17
Coding region: 314-2485 (723 amino acids)
Molecular function (GO): protein binding
Source: RefSeq, a predicted model, not a curated record
UAGGUGAUGGGAUGAGUUACUGGGACCAGCGCUGCUAAAGCUAUUGUCUCACUGAGGCUAAGGGGUUCCUGGGCCAGUCCGUAGUGCUCCGAGAGUAUUUGAAUAUUGUGUGAUAGGUGUUUAAAAUCGUGUCCAGGAUCUGAGCUCCCCAGAAGGUGGAGCUGGUCUUCUAGGCAAACCCUGGAUGCCUUUAGUUACCACCUACCGCCGUUCUUUUCCUUCUUUUUUCAUUUGAGAAAGGAACCUGUUCUUAGACACUCCCACCUCCUUCCUUCGAACACUGAUAUAUUGACUGGCAAGAGACAUAGCAGGGAUGCAAAGCCUCAGGUACAAGGUGAACUGUGGACUUCAUCUGGUUAUUCAAACGUCGUCACUUUCUGACAAAAACAAAGUUGAAUUCAAGCUUAAUAGAGAAACACCAUCAUUUCCUGGCAGGCUGCUACAGCAUGACCUGGAGAGAAACUAUGCAAGUAGGCAAGCUAACGUGACAGAACUCUGUGGGCUGGACUUGAGAACUGCCACAAGCUCCUUGUCAGCAUUUGGAGACUCUUCCAUUCAGACACCUUCAAAGCCCAGAAUCCGGCAGGGCUGUCAUAGUGCUGGCCCCAAUGUAUCUGGUGAUCACAAUAAUCUGGUGACCUCAUCCAUGCCGUCGUUUCCUAUUCUCCAGCGUUCUUCUGAAGAGAAGGUUCUUUACUCAGACAGGCUGACCCUAGAAAGACAAAAGUUGACCGUGUGUCCUAUCAUCGAUGGGGAAGAGCACCUUCGUUUGUUGAACUUUCAGCACAAUUUUAUAACUCGGAUUCAAAAUAUUUCUAAUCUACAGAGGUUAAUCUUCUUGGACUUAUAUGAUAACCAAAUUGAAGAAAUUAGUGGGCUUUCUACUCUGAGAUCCCUCCGUGUCCUUCUCUUAGGGAAAAACAGAAUCAAGAAAAUCUCAAAUCUGGAGAAUCUAAAAAAUUUAGAUGUCUUGGACCUUCAUGGAAAUCAGAUUACCAAAAUCGAAAAUGUUAAUCAUUUGUGUGAUUUGAGAGUUUUAAACCUUGCCAGGAACCUCUUGAGUCAUGUUGACAAUCUCAACGGUCUGGAUUCACUAACUGAACUUAACCUUCGACACAAUCAGAUCACCUUUGUGAGAGAUGUGGAUAAUUUGCCCUGCCUCCAACGCCUCUUCCUCAGCUUCAACAAUAUAUCUAGCUUUGACAGUGUAUCCUGCCUUGCUGAGUCAACUUCCCUCUCGGACAUCACCUUUGAUGGCAAUCCAAUAGCUCAAGAGUCAUGGUACAAGCACACGGUCCUUCAGAAUAUGAUGCAGCUGCGCCAGCUAGACAUGAAGCGAAUCACGGAAGAAGAAAGACGUGUGGCAUCUGUCGUAGCCAAGAAAGAGGAGGAAAAGAAGAGGGAGAGUCACAAGCAGUCCCUGCUGAAGGAAAAGAAAAGGUUAACGAUUAACAACGUUGCUCGAAAGUGGGACUUGCAGCAACGAGUAGCCAAUAUUGCCACCACUCAGGACAGAAAGGACUCCGAGUCUCCUCCUCAGGAACCCUGUCAGAUCGAUGGAGGCACCAUCUCUGCAUUUCCAGAGGAAGUAGGGUCUCUAGAUCCAGGACUCAACAAUGCGUUACAAGGCCUAUCUGUCACAGAAACACACUUGGUGGAAGUGGAUGGAGAGACCCUCUCACUGUAUGGCUCGGGGGCACUGGAGUGCCUGGAUCGGAACUGGAGUGUUCAAACAGCCGGCAUGGUCACCACCGUCUCAUUCACAUUCAUUGAGUUUGAUGAAAUUGUCCAAGUGCUCCCCAAACUGAAGAUGAAGUUUCCAAAUUCCCUGCACCUUAAAUUCAAGGAGACCAACCUUGUAAUGCUGCAGCAGUUCAACGCCCUAGCACAACUUCGUCGGGUUGACCAGUUGACAAUCGAUCCUCAGGGAAACCCAGUGGUCAACUUCACACUCUGGAAAUACUACGUGCUGUUUAGGCUCAGCCACUUCAGCAUGCAGAAAAUAAAUGGAACAGAGGUGACACAAAAUGACAUGAUAAUGGCUGAAAGGCUCUUUGGAAUCCUAGCACACGUAGCGUCUUCUGGGUUGCCUCAGUACCGCAUGAUUUCAAUUCUGGGUGAUGCCAGGAAAAAGCAAUUCCGAUAUCUACUGGAAAGCAAAGGUAAAAAACCUGGCCUCAUCAAUGAGGAGACUAGCGACAGCAAGCGGCUCAUGGGGGAGAACACGAACCGCUCUACGCUGACUUACACCACCAGAGAAUUCUACCACGAGAAGCUGGAGGAAAUAAAGGAAAAGAAGAAGUUCUGCAAGGUGUAUGUAGAAGACCUGGUGAAGGAGGCCACGGCCAUCAACAUGAAAAACGAAGCUCUGCAGAAGCUGUGGCCUCAGAUGUUCAUCGAGCUGGUCAGGGACGCCGUCAUAGAGAUCCGCAGCAAAGAUUCUUACAUGAAGCUCUGCCUGCAGCAGGUCACUGACCAGAAAUAGGGAGGCCUCCCGCUGCGGACCACUUGGGCAAUUGGAGCUUUUUGAAAGUUUGUCAAGAUGCAGGUUAGACAUGCGGAGACAACAGCACGAUCCCACAGAAAGAGUGGCAUCAAAGCCUCGCUGCCUGCACUGUCGAGAGAAGAGCAAGGCCGGAGAGAUGGAGGACUCCUUUCCCGUGCAUGCUGACCACACACAGCCUUGGGAAACCAAGCAGCCAUUGGAGGAGGCCUGGCUACUGGCUCGGAAAUGCUUCUUCAGCUCCCGCUCUCACUGGUGCGCCUGCUCCAGCCCCGAGCACAUAGUGAGUGCUGAUAGGCUACCAUGAGAUGCCUCUACCAACCUCUAGCCGAGACUUCUCUCUCUCUCUCUCUCUCUCUCUCUCUCUCUCUCUCUCUCUCUCUCUCUCUCUCUCUCUCUCUCUCUCUCUCUCUGCCUUUUUAUUUUAUGUCAUGAUUUCAAAGCCAAGCAUAUGUUCUUUUUUUAUGAGUGAAGAAUAAAUACAUUAGUUUAAAAAAAAGUCCAA